AUGUCGGACAAGCUCACCCGUAUCGCCAUCGUCAACAGCGACAAGUGUCGCCCUCGAAAAUGUCGUCAAGAGUGCAAAAAGUCUUGCCCCGUCGUUCGCAGCGGAAAACUCUGUAUUGAGGUCCAGCCCGACUCUAAGCUCGCGUUCAUCUCCGAGUCCCUCUGCAUCGGUUGCGGUAUCUGCCCCAAGAAGUGCCCUUUCGAUGCCAUCACCAUCAUCAACUUGCCCACCAAUCUCGAAAGCCAGGUCACCCACCGAUAUGGACCCAACAGUUUCAAGCUGCACCGUCUGCCCAUGCCCCGACCCGGACAGGUUCUCGGUUUGGUCGGAACAAACGGUAUUGGAAAAAGUACCGCUCUGAAGAUUCUCAGCGGAAAGCUCAAGCCCAACUUGGGCCGACACGACAACCCUCCUGAUUGGGAGGACGUUAUCAAGCACUUUCGUGGUUCCGAGCUCCAGAACUACUUCACCAAGCUUCUCGAAGAUGACCUCAAGGCAGUUGUCAAGCCCCAGUACGUCGACCAGAUCCCCAGGGCUGUCAGGGGCCCCAACAAGACUGUCCGAUUCCUCAUUGAGAGUCGUGCUUCGCUUGGAAACAUGGAGCAGGUUGCCAAUGUCCUCGAGCUGAACCACAUCAUGGACCGAGAUAUCAACCACCUUUCUGGUGGUGAGCUUCAACGUUUCGCUAUUGGCCUAGUCGCGGUACAGGCGGCCGACGUGUACAUGUUCGAUGAGCCAAGUUCAUACCUUGAUGUCAAGCAGCGUCUGAGUGCUGCUUCAAUCAUCCGUUCCCUCCUCCGGGACAACGGCUAUAUCAUCGUUGUCGAGCACGAUCUGUCUGUUUUGGAUUACCUCUCCGACUAUAUCUGCGUUCUGUACGGAAAGCCCGCCGUUUAUGGUGUCGUCACCCUCCCGCACUCCGUUCGUGAGGGUAUCAACAUCUUCCUUGACGGUCACAUCCCGACUGAGAACUUGCGAUUCCGAGAUGAGUCUCUGACCUUCCGUAUUGCGGAGACUACCGAUGAUUUCGCUAUUGACAAAUCUCGUGCCUUUACCUAUCCUAAGAUGGAGAAGACUCUUGGCAGCUUCAAGCUCAACAUCGAGGCUGGUGACUUCACUGAUUCCGAGAUCAUCGUCAUGAUGGGCGAGAACGGUACCGGAAAGACCACAUUCUGCCGCCUCUUAGCUGGCGCCCUCAAGCCUGAUAGUCAGAAAAGCGUCCCCGAGAUGCGAAUCAGCAUGAAGCCUCAGACUAUCACCCCCAAAUUCGAUGGCACUGUCCGCCAACUUUUCUUCAAGAAAAUUAAGCAGUCUUUCCUGUCCCCCCAGUUUCAGACUGACGUCGUUAAGCCUCUCAAGCUCGACGAUUUCAUCGAUCAAGAAGUCAAGAACCUUUCUGGAGGUGAAUUGCAGCGUGUUGCCAUCGUCCUUGCCCUGGGUAUCCCUGCGGACAUUUAUCUGAUCGAUGAGCCGUCGGCCUAUCUCGACUCUGAGCAGCGUAUUAUUGCCUCACGAGUCAUCAAGCGUUUCAUCAUGCAUUCCAAGAAGACUGCUUUCAUCGUUGAGCACGAUUUUAUCAUGGCCACGUACCUUGCUGACCGUGUCAUUGUCUUCGACGGACAGCCUGGUAUCGACGCUCAUGCCAACAAGCCAGAAUCUCUCCUUACCGGCUGUAACACCUUCUUGAAGAACCUCGACGUCACUUUCCGUCGUGAUCCCACCAACUAUCGCCCCCGUAUCAACAAGAGCGGAUCCCAGCUCGACCAAGAGCAGAAGAUGAGUGGCAACUUCUUCUUCUUGGAGGAGACCCCUGACAAGAGCUAA
This is a messenger RNA of Fusarium tjaetaba, 1824 nucleotides long. Its product is annotated as translation initiation factor rli1. NCBI's taxonomy places the organism in Eukaryota, Fungi, Ascomycota, Sordariomycetes, Hypocreales, Nectriaceae. The coding region runs from base 1 to 1824 and encodes 607 amino acids. The transcript has 5 exons. Gene Ontology annotation, molecular function: iron ion binding; ribosomal small subunit binding; ATP hydrolysis activity. Gene Ontology annotation, biological process: translational initiation; translational termination; ribosomal subunit export from nucleus. The record is from RefSeq and is a predicted model, not a curated record.